AUGCACUCCUCUUCGAUUUUAAGUUACCCCCCGCCUCCAGCUGGAUUUAACUAUCUCGCAGUCAUUCGCCCGUCUCUUAAACUGAUGCUUCUAUGCUCAGCCUGGUCUUCAGCCUUGGUUCCGCUUCUCUUUGCCUUAUUUCUGUUCUCCUCCAGGUCGCUGAGGAGAACGCCAAUUUUCAUGUUAAAUGUUGUAUCCAUUAUCAUGGGGCUAGCCUUGGGUGUUCUGGCUUAUUAUAACGGGGUGAGUUACGGCAAUCCUGUCUCCGGAUAUAAUAAUCCCAGGGCACCUGUCAUCACACAAGCAGUUUUUAUCAAUGCUCUGCCCCUCUUCACGGAGUCGAUCUUGGUACUCAGAGUGAUGACUGUGUACCCCCUCAAAUCAACACCUCGUUUGACUCUCGCGAUCGUUUACAUCCCAUUGUGUUGCUUGAAAGUCGCUCGACUAGCCAACAUUUUGGUUUUCUGGGGAAUAUGGUUUCCGGACAUCCUAGCCGGGGGUAACCCUAUCGUUGUUGCACAACAGUCGUGGGACUUCCCCUGUGACAAGAUUGAAUGGUCUCUGCAAAUGUUCGACAACGCAUAUGCUUCGGCACUCUUUCUUUACUGCCUUAGAAGCAGUCGUCGUGUAAAUGGUCGGAUCGAAUGCGCCAGAAGUAAACGUCCCACCAGGAAAUACUCCGAACGCCUCAGUACCUUGUUCUGGAUCUCCGUCUCUAACUUCGUCUUCCCGGUCAUGCUUUCAUUUGUCCAGUCCAUUCUUGCUUUCGACGCUUAUCUUUUUUUGGACGCCACAUACAUCAUCAUGUCCAACAUAUAUUUCGAAAUUAUUGCUGUGUUGCUUGCCACUAUAUGGUCUGCAGGUAGCAGACGGUCGGAGGAGCAACAGGCAACCACGGAGAUGAGUGUGUCGGGUGCAGAGUCUCCUCCCCGUUUUGCGACAGGUACUAUAUCCAUGACCACAGCACCCCAAGUUCCUAUUCAAGAUCCCGAUGAUAUCACAAUAACUGUGGGGUCUCAAUCUCUUAUACAUACUGAAAGUGCGAGUCUGGACAAAGAUAUAGAGUCGAGGAGAUGA
Desarmillaria tabescens is the source of this 1077-nucleotide messenger RNA. RefSeq lists its product as uncharacterized. NCBI's taxonomy places the organism in Eukaryota, Fungi, Basidiomycota, Agaricomycetes, Agaricales, Physalacriaceae. The record is from RefSeq and is a predicted model, not a curated record. The transcript is spliced from 4 exons. Bases 1 to 1077 code for a protein of 358 amino acids.